GUUAAGCCCAAAGCCAGCUUUUCAUUAACAUUGGAUGAGAUACGUGAAAUUAUUGAGUGGGUUAAAAAUUUGAGGAUGCCAGAUGGCUAUGCUUUGAAUUUAGGAAAGCGGGCAGAUAUUAAUGAAGGAAAAAUAAUAUGUAUGAAAAGUCAUGAUUGUCAUGUAUUCAUGGAAACUUUAAUUCCUAUCGCUUUUAGUCAUCUACCCGAAAGGAUAUGGAAACCAAUCACAGAGAUAAGUCUUUUUUUUAAGAUUUGUGUUCUGAAAAGUUGUUGGAGAGUAGUUUAGACAGGAUGGAGGAAAAUAUUAUUGUUACUACUACUAAGUUGGAGAAGAUAUUUCCAUGUGGUAUCUUUGAUGUGAUGGAGCAUCUUCCAAUUCAACUUGUACAAGAGGCCCGCCUCGGAGGUCCGGUUCAAACAAGAUGGAUGUAUCCAUUUGAGAGAAAAAUUGGCAGUUCAAAGCAAACGAUUAAGCAAAGGGAAAGGAUCGAAGGAUCAUUUGUUCAAGAUCAUAUUGGGAGAGAAACUGGUGAUUUUUAUUCUUAUUACUUUGGUGAUGAUGUGUCAUGUAGGAGAAACAGGCCCAAUCGCAAUGAUGAAGGCGAUAUUGAUCCUUUAUUUCCACCGAUAUCAAAUUUUAAUCAAAAUGAUCGAGGAUCUAAAAAGUGUGAAAAGCGAGGCUUCACUGAUAUGGAAAUGCAAUCAGUUGUGAUACAUAUUUUGCUUAAUUGUCUAGAGAUUCGACCAUAUGUCAAGUAUGUAUUAAAAAUAUGUUAUUAAAUUACAUACUAAUAAGUGAUCAUUAACUAACGAAAUACUUGAAUGUAAAAUGAUCAGCUUGUUCGUAAGCGCAUGGGGUAAUGAAGCCAUCUAUACAGAAUUUUCCAAAUGGUUGAGGAACUAUGUAAGUGUUCAAUCACUAAGUAUUUAAUCAUAUAUUCAUGUUAUACUAAAUUAUAUUACUUGAAAUAACAAUCACGUAUGUUUACGAUGAAUACUCAAGUGUCCAACAUUUGCAAUUAGUGAAAGAAGUAGCACUUGGACUUGAAUCUCAAGUACUGACAAUGAAUAAGUAUUGUGUCAAUGGUUUUAAGUUUCAAACUGAAGAAGUUUCUAGGAACAAGAAAACAAAUAAUAGUGGUGUCUACAUACAAGGUGAUGUUGAUGGUACUAGUCAAACUAUUGAAUAUUAUGGUGUCAUUCUAGAGAUUAUUGAAGUGAGGUAUUCAGCUUGGCCUAAGAAGAAGAUUUUAUUGUUUCGGUGCGAGUGGUUUGACCCAUCACUUAGAGGCACAAAGGUGGACCAUCAACAUAAUAUAAUUGAAGUUAAGCACACCAGGAAAUACAGAAGUUAUGAUCCUUUUAUUAUUGCACAAAAGCUAAACAAGUGUAUUAUGCUUCAUAUCCAUUGCGUAGAGACAAAGCUAAUUGGUGGGUUGUUAUAAAAAGUAAGCAUGUGGGAAGAAUUGAAAUUGACAAUGUCUUAGAUAUGGCAUAUCAAAAUGAUGUUGCAAUUGUCAACAACAAGUUGAUGUUGAAUUGGAAACCACAC
Solanum tuberosum (potato) is the source of this 1554-nucleotide messenger RNA. RefSeq lists its product as uncharacterized. The record is from RefSeq and is a predicted model, not a curated record. NCBI's taxonomy places the organism in Eukaryota, Viridiplantae, Streptophyta, Magnoliopsida, Solanales, Solanaceae. Bases 294 to 782 code for a protein of 162 amino acids. The transcript has 2 exons.